Molecule: messenger RNA, 6116 nt
Organism: Anguilla rostrata (American eel)
Lineage: Eukaryota; Metazoa; Chordata; Actinopteri; Anguilliformes; Anguillidae
Gene: kdm2bb
Product: lysine (K)-specific demethylase 2Bb
Biological process (GO): regulation of transcription by RNA polymerase II; protein demethylation
Molecular function (GO): zinc ion binding; transcription coregulator activity; DNA binding
Source: RefSeq, a predicted model, not a curated record
AAGUUAACACUUUCAUUUAUCUCUCGCUACCUAACACACGCACGCACACACAACAGCUGCAGCGCGUGCGUGCAAGAUGUUGCAGACUCGUGACCGUGGAAGAAGAAAAAGAAUCAGUCAGCGUUAUUUUAGGAUUGUUUUAUUGGACCAAGGCGUCUAAAUACGUUUAUUCACGCCGGAAAAUACGAGGAACGUGGCGACGAAGCAUUAAACUUCUGAAUAAAGAUGACGCAUGACGUUUUCUAACAAUGUUUUGAUUCUUUCGGGCGUGACGUCAGCCACCACUACACAAAAAUGGUUCCUACUUAGUUUUGAUUCGGAAAGCAAAGUGAUUUAUAACUUUAAGUGUGGCAUUUUCGGGAAAAUGAAGGGCUAAACGGGUAAACUGGCGACAGCUCCAAACAUGGAGGCGUGUGCAGAACCUGGACGCAGACUGCGCUCCGUCUGUAGGAGAAUGUAUGACGAAAAUGAUGAUUUGUCGGACGUGGAGGAAAUUGCCAAUGUCAGAGGGUUUAACCUAGAAGAAAAGCUUGUAAGCAAAUCCUACAAUUCUAACUACGCCAAGUACAUGGACGGAAAAGAUUUCACAUAUGAAUACGUGCAGAAAGAAGCGCUUAGAAGUCCCCUCGUCUUUAAAGUCAAAGAUGGAUUGGGAAUCAGAAUGCCUGAUCCGGAUUUUACUGUCAGCGAAAUUAAGGGACUGGUCGGCAGCCGUCGGGCGGUAGAUGUGAUGGACGCCAGCACUCAGAAGGGCUCGGAGAUGAGCAUGGCGCAGUUUGUGCGUUACUACGAGACCCCCGAGGAGGAGCGGGAUAAGCUGUUCAACGUGAUCAGCCUGGAGUUCAGCCACACCAAGCUGGAGAACCUCAUAAAACGCCCCACAGUGGUGGACCUGCUGGACUGGGUAGAUAACGUGUGGCCCCCUCACCUGAAGGAGAGCCAGACUGAGGGCACCAACGUCAUCUCCGAGAUGAAGUACCCCAAAGUGCAGAAGUACUGUUUGAUGAGCGUGAAGGGCUGCUACACUGAUUUCCACAUCGACUUCGGCGGAACGUCUGUCUGGUACCAUGUACACAAGGGAGGGAAGGUGUUCUGGCUGAUCCCGCCCACCCCUCAUAACCUGGUGCUGUAUGAGGACUGGGUCCUCUCGGGGAAGCAGAGCGACGUGUUCCUGGGUGACCGAGCGGACAGCUGCCAGAGGGUGGAGCUCAAACCGGGCUACACCUUCUUCAUCCCCUCAGGAUGGAUCCACGCGGUGUACACGCCCGAGGACACGCUGGUGUUCGGGGGAAACUUCCUGCACAGCUUCAACAUCCCCAUGCAGCUGAGCGUGCACGAGAUCGAAAACCGCACCAAGGUCCACGCUAAGUUCCGCUACCCCUUCUUCUAUGAGAUGUGCUGGUACGUGCUGGAGCGGUACGUUCACUGCCUAACCGGACGCUCCCACCUGAGUAAGGGCUUCUGCAGGGAAUCCUCGCUCAAAGACACAGAGAUGAAGGCAGAGAUGGAGGAUGACUCCGGUGAGAUGAAGACGCAGGAGGGACUCAGGGACCCCCCUGUCCAAUCCAACAACACCUACCCGCACGCCAGCCCCGCCCCUGGCUCCGCCCACCCGGACUUUCCCAGGACGCCCUCGCCGGCGUCGGACCCCCCGGCCAGGUGGACCCACCUGACGGCGUUUGAGCUGAAAGGGCUCGCGGUGCUGGUGGACAAGCUGGAGUCCCUCCCCGAAAACAAGAGGAACGUCCCGCAGGGCAUCGACCGGCCCAACAGCCUGCUGCAGGACAUGAGGGUGAUCCUGAAAGAGCACACGGACGACGACAGCCAGCUAGCCCUCACCGGCGUCCCUGUGGUGUGCUGGCCCAAGAAGACCCUGAAGAAUCGCCUGGCUAACCGGCCGAAACUGAAGAUGGGCGGGUCGGCGGUGGCGGUGCGGCUGUCGGGGGGGCGCUCCACGUCGGGGGCGCGGAGGCGGCGGACGCGCUGCAGGAAGUGCGAGGCCUGCAUGCGCACGGAGUGCGGCGAGUGCCACUUCUGCAAGGACAUGAAGAAGUUCGGAGGACCCGGGAGAAUGAAGCAGUCCUGCAUCAUGAGGCAGUGCAUCGCGCCGGUGCUGCCCCACACGGCCGUGUGCCUGGUGUGUGGGGAGGCUGGGAAGGAGGACACGGUGGAGGAGGACGAGGAGAAAUUCAACGUCAUGCUCAUGGAGUGCUCCAUCUGCAACGAGAUCCUGCACCCCAGCUGCCUGAAGGUGAAGGAUGCUGGAGGUGUGAUCAAUGAGGAACUCCCAAACUGCUGGGAGUGUCCUAAGUGCAAUCACGCAGGAAAGACAGGGAAACAGAAAAGGGGUCCCGGGUUCAAGUACGCGUCCAACCUGCCGGGGUCCCUCCUGAGGGAGCAGCGUCUGGGCCGGGACAUCAAGGAGGAGCCGGACACGCCCCCGGCCUUGCCCUCCGCCCUGCCCCGCAGGAAGGCCGAGCGGGAGGACACGCCCAAACGCAGGCCGCCCCUCCUCACCCCUGAGGACCUGCCCUUAGCCCUGCCCCUGCCCCUGCCCCUGCCCCUGCCCCGCCUAGACGACAACCCGCUCCGAAAGAAGAGGAAGCUCUUCAGCACUGACCCAGACCCCGCGCUGCAGAAAAAGUUCUGUUGCUCGUCCUUCCCCAGCAGCGGAAGCUGGAUGACCCGCCCCUCCCCCAGCUGCUGCGGCAGAUCAAGAUGGAGGAGGAGGAGCAGGGAAGAGUUCGGGAGGGCGCUGGAGGGGCGGGGGGCGGAUCAUGUGCACAAACACGAGGAGGAAGAGGACAGGGAUAUGGAGGGCCGGGAGGAAGAGGAGGACCAGGAGGAGGCGAGGAGGGCCCCGCCCAGCGCCCUGCUCCGGACGGCCGAGGAGAGCGGCCAGUCGCACCCCAGCUCCCCGCGGGCGGGGCCCAGCGGCGAGGGGGGCUGGGAGGGGCAGGAAAAGGGGCGGGGCCGGGCGCCGCGGCAACGCCGGCUGCCCAAUAAGGAGCUGAGCAAGGAGCUGAGCAAGCAGCUGAACCAGGAGAUCCAGCGGACCGAGCACAGCCUGGCCCAGGAGGCGUGCCCGCUGCUCAAACCCGAGCCCGACUGCGAGCGCGGGGGGUCCCCCGACGAGCCGCCGCCGCCGCCGCUCCUCAACGGCUCCGCCCCGCCCCCCCUCCGCCUGACCCCGCCUCCGCCGGCCGCCCCGCCCCCCCACGGCCACGGCCCCGCCCCCUGCCGCUCCCCGCCCAGGUGCCUGCCCGUGAUGGAGCGUCACGUGAUCAGGCCGCCGCCCAUCAGCCCGCCCCCGGACCAGCUGCCCCUGGAGCGGGGCGACGCCCACCCCAUGCGCCGGGAGGGCUGGAUGGCCGUGUUCCGCCACCUCACGCACGCCGAGCUCUGCGUCUGCAUGCGCGUCUGCAAGACCUGGAACCGCUGGUGCUGUGAUAAGAGGCUGUGGUCCAGCAUUGAUCUGAACCGCUGCAAGUCCAUCACCCCCCUCAUGCUGAGCGGGAUAAUCCGGCGGCAGCCAGCCUCUCUGGACCUCAGCUGGACCAACAUCUCCAAGAAGCAGCUCAGCUGGCUCAUCAACAGGCUGCCGGGUCUGAGGAUGCUGUACCUGGCAGGGUGUUCCUGGGUGGCCGUCUCCGCCCUCUGCACCUCCAGCUGCCCCCUGCUCCGCACCCUGGACCUGCAGUGGGUGGAGGGCCUGAAGGACGCCCAAAUGAGGGACCUGCUGUCCCCUCCCACCGACAACCGGCCAGGUCAGGUGGACAGCAGGAGUAAGCUGCGUAACGUGGUGGACCUGCGGCUGGCGGGGUUGGACGUCACGGACGUGUCUCUGCGGCUGAUAAUCCGGUACAUGCCGCUCCUCUCCCGCCUGGACCUCAGCUACUGCAACCACAUCAGCGACCAGUCCAUCAACGUCCUCACAGCCGCGGGGACCACCACGCGCGACUCGCUCACCGAGAUCAACCUGUCAGUUUGCAAUCGAGUCACCGACCAAUCGCUGAGCUUCUUCAAGCGCUGCGGGAGCAUCUGCCACAUAGACCUGCGGUACUGCAAGCAGGUGACCAAGGCCGGCUGCCAGCAGUUCAUCGCGGAGAUGUCCGUCAGCGUGCAGUUCGGCCUGGUGGAGGAGAAACUGCUGCGGAAGCUCUGCUAGCGUUUGUGGGAACGCAGAGACCCCAGUGCACAGGAACAGGAAGAGGAACAGGAACAGGAAGGCACACACGGGAACAGGAAGAGGAAGAGGAAUUGAAUGGAAAAAGCCAUGAAUCCCAGAAGACCAGAAUGGGGGAAAGUCAAGUUAUUUUGGGGGGACUGAACCCUUUUUUUGUUGUUUUCUUGUGGGAAAAUGAAUGUCGCCUGAAAAAAGGGGGUUGUUGAGCAAGUGUGCGUGAGUGAGAGUGCGCGCGCAGGUGUGUGUGAGAGAGAGAGAGAGUAUGAGCAUAAGCACAUUAUUGUCUGAGUGUGAGUAUGGAAGUGUGUGUGUGAGAGAGAGAGUAUGAGCAUGAGCACAUAAUUGUCUGUGAGUGUGAGUAUGGAAGCGUGUGUAUGUGAGAGAGAGUAUGAGCAUGAGCACAUAAUUGUCUGUGAGUGUGAGUAUGGAAGCGUGUGUGUGAGAGAGAGAGAGUAUGAGCACAUCAUUGUCUGUGAGUGUGAGUAUGGAAGCAUGUGUGAGAGAGAGAGAGAGUAUGAGCACAUAAUUGUCUGCGAGUGUGAGUAUGGAAGCGUGUGUGUGUGAGAGAGAGUAUGAGCAUGAGCACAUUAUUGUCUGUGAGUAUGGAAGUGUGUGUGAGAGAGAGAGAGUAUGAGCAUGAGCACAUAAUUGUCUGUGAGUGUGAGUAUGGAAGCGUGUGUGUGUGAGAGAGAGUAUGAGCAUGAGCACAUAAUUGUCUGUGAGUGUGAGUAUGGAAGCAUGUGUGAGAGAGAGAGAGAGUAUGAGCAUAAGCACAUUAUUGUCUGUGAGUGUGAGUAUGGAAGAGUGUGUGUGAGAGAGAGAGUAUGAGCAUGAGCACAUAAUUGUCUGUGAGUGAGUAUGGAAGCGUGUGUGUGAGAGAGUAUGAGCAUGAGCACAUUAUUGUCUGUGAGUAUGGAAGUGUGUGUGAGAGAGAGAGAGUAUGAGCAUGAGCACAUUAUUGUCUGUGAGUGUGAGUAUGGAAGCGUGUGUGUGAGAGAGAGAGAGUAUGAGCAUGAGCACAUUAUUGUCUGUGAGUAUGGAAGUGUGUGUGUGUUUGUGUGUCUGUGGGUCUGAGAGAGAGAGUAUGAGCAUGAGCACAUUAUUGUCUGUGAGUGUGAGUAUGGAAGCGCGCGUGUGUGUGUGCGUGAUGGGUGGAGGCUGAGGUGGUGUGUCCACAGGCGUCCCCAUGGAAACAGUGUGUGAACGCCUCAUGCUGCUAAAGCGAAGACCCGCGUGUGCAGCCUGUCAGAUCGGCCUUUUGGGGAGAGACUGCCACAGAACACAUCGAUUUUCUGUUCUGAACGUCCUUCUAAACCUUUAAGUUAACUUUUUUUAAAUGCGUAUAAGAAAAACAAAACAAAAAAGAAAUGACCACGGUUGGUGAUUAUUAUUAUUAUUAUUAUUACUGUUAUUAUUAUUAUUUUUUACUUUAUAUCAUACGUUUUGUUACCAUGCAAACCUCAUGUAAUGCAGAGAUAUUUUUGUAUGAGAAAAUGCCCAGGCUAUCUGCAGUAUCGAACAGCGGUUUGAAUGCCACGACUGACAGUAUUUCAAUCUGCAUCACCGUUGCACUCUGGGCUGGACUGACCCCAGCUUUACCCACGUUACCAUAGUAACUUAUACUGCUGUGUGCGUCUUGUAUGGGAUUGCCCAAUUGUAAGGACAAAGGUUACCCCCUCGUUUAGUCCAAUUUCAAGUUUAUAUUUCACUGUCUUUAUACCUGGGAUUUCUGGGAAAGAAAAAAACAAAACAAUUUGCACUGUUUGACACGAAUAAAUUUAGCUAUUUUUUUUUCUCCGAGUGUAUCAGAUAUUUAUACGGGAAGCUUUGCGAGAGGACCCCGUGUUCUCGGGGUCUCUGACGGCGUCUUCUCCUCGUUCGAGCCCUCGGAGCCUUUGUUCUUCCGGAGAGACGCUCGGAUCGCGAGGAG